This is a messenger RNA of Polyodon spathula (Mississippi paddlefish), 2050 nucleotides long. Its product is annotated as gamma-aminobutyric acid receptor subunit delta-like. Gene Ontology annotation, molecular function: neurotransmitter receptor activity; extracellular ligand-gated monoatomic ion channel activity; GABA-A receptor activity. The record is from RefSeq and is a predicted model, not a curated record. The transcript is spliced from 9 exons. Lineage: Eukaryota; Metazoa; Chordata; Actinopteri; Acipenseriformes; Polyodontidae. Gene Ontology annotation, biological process: signal transduction; chemical synaptic transmission; monoatomic ion transmembrane transport. The coding region runs from base 379 to 1743 and encodes 454 amino acids. Gene Ontology annotation, cellular component: synapse; GABA-A receptor complex; neuron projection.
AAAAAAAAAUCUAAUUGAUGCCACUUUAUUUGUCAUGACUAUAAUUGCACACGACCUUGCAGAAACGUUUUAUAUUUUUUGACUUGAGUCCUCCCCCUGUGAGCUUAUAAACAGCUUGAGGAGAACACCGACAGCACUGGGAGGGUUAAGCUGAGUUUUUGGUCCAGUCAGGGUGUGCUGUGCUAGUGUAGAGUGGGUAUGAAUGCUUGGAGGAAAGCAGCCUGUACUGCACAGGAGUUCAGUCACUGCGCUACAAAGACUACAUAGGGAAAGCAGCAGCAGAGCACGAAAUGGGAGAUCCAAAGCACAGUCCAGGUUUAACUACAUGAUUGCAUUGAUUUGAUACCGUGAGGCAGAACUUACUGUGGAGCUGAAGAGAUGGAGUUCCUCACUUUAAUUGUGCCAUCCCUGCUUGUACUCUCCAUCCAGCAGUAUAAGUUUAUCAGGGCCAUGAAUGACAUUGGCGAGUAUAUCGGAACAGACAUUGAAAUAUACUGGCUUCCUAAUCUGGAUGAUUUGAUGAAAGGGUAUGCUCGGAAUUUCCGCCCAGGGAUAGGAGGUCCUCCGGUGAAUGUAGCCAUGGCUAUAGAAGUAGCUAGCAUUGAUCACAUCUCGGAAGUUAACAUGGAGUACACAAUGACGGUGUAUCUCCGUCAAAGCUGGCGAGACGACAGGCUCUCGUACAACCACACCAACAAGACUCUGGGGCUGGACAGCCGCUUCGUGGAGAAGCUGUGGCUGCCGGACACGUUCAUCGUCAACGCCAAAUCCGCCUGGUUUCAUGACGUCACUGUGGAGAACAAGCUCAUCCGCCUGCAGCCCGACGGAGUUAUCCUGUACAGCAUUAGAAUUACCUCGACAGUUGCAUGUGACAUGGAUCUCACCAAGUACCCAAUGGAUGAACAGGAAUGCAUGCUGGAUUUGGAGAGCUAUGGCUACUCUUCUGAAGAUAUCGUCUAUCAUUGGUCAGAGAACCAGGAUCAAAUCCAUGGACUGGAUAAACUCGAGCUGUCUCAGUUUACCAUCACGGACUACAGAUUUGACACAGAGGUUAUGAACUUCAAAUCUGCCGGCAGGUUUCCCAGGCUAAGUCUUCGUUUCCAGUUACGGCGGAAUCGAGGCAUUUACAUUAUGCAGUCCUAUAUGCCUUCCAUCUUAUUGGUCGCCAUGUCUUGGGUUUCCUUUUGGAUUAGCCAAUCAGCUGUGCCUGCAAGGGUAUCGUUAGGAAUCACCACGGUCCUCACAAUGACCACCCUCAUGGUCAGCGCCAGGUCGUCUCUUCCGAGAGCGUCUGCCAUCAAAGCCCUGGACGUUUACUUCUGGAUCUGCUACGUGUUCGUGUUCGCCGCCCUGGUGGAGUAUGCCUUUGCUCACUAUAACGCCGACUACAAGUACAUGCGGAAACCGAGAACGAAGAUCAAGGCAAACAAAUCUGGAGCAGAGUCCUUUGUAAAAAAUGGCAAACAAGCCAUGGUGCUCUUCUCCCUUUCAAUGGCCGGCAUGAACCAGGACUUGAUGAUUUCUAACCGGCAGCACCGGGCCCAAAAGCCCCCUGGGGUUCCCUACGGCACAGAUGAGGUCGAGAAUGGCAAGACAAAGUCAAAGAAGCAUGACACCAAGACAGAGAAGAAGCCCAUAUUCAAACCCAUUGGCGCGGACACCAUCGAUAUCUAUUCAAGAGCCGUGUUCCCUGCGGCCUUUGCUGCUGUCAAUGUCAUCUACUGGGUGGCCUACACCAUGUAAAUAUGAUACAGUACACAGUAGAAAUAGCCAGGCAGACUGAUGCAGCUGUUCCGAACAUCAAUCUCCCCGAGUUAUUUCUACCAUGUGAUCUAACGAAAGUGGAAGCUGAAACACUGGGUCUAACAGUGACCUUUCAGUUUAUGAAAAAGUUUAUGACUUUUCUGACUUCAUUCAAUAUAAUAAUGUACAUGCAAAAAGCAACAGCUACUGAUCCGAUACUGUAACCCAGAAUCCAAAGCCACGUGUGCAAAUAACGGAUCGUAAUGUAUCAUUUAUCAACAGAUAACAUUAAAUGGAACUUGCCUGA